UAGAGUCACGCUAGGGUUCUUGAGGAGGAGCUCUCUCUCCCUUGCGGUGGCGCUCCAGCGGGGGAAUCUCGAUGCCGUCGCUCGUCGCAAAUGGGAAAAUCCACCGGAUCGAGGUUGAGAAUUUCAAGUCUUACAAGGGACACCAGGUGAUCGGCCCGUUCAAGAAUUUCACUGCGAUUAUCGGUCCCAAUGGCGCUGGGAAGUCGAAUCUCAUGGACGCUAUCAGCUUCGUGCUGGGCGUCCGAUCAAUGCAGCUGCGAGGAGCGCAGCUCAAGGAUUUGAUCUACGCCUUUGAUGACAAGGACCGAGAGCAGAGGGGCCGGAAAGCUUUUGUGAAGCUUAUUUACUUGCAAGGAAAUGGAGAAGAGCUCGAGUUCACAAGGGCGAUCACUGCUGCUGGGAGUAGCGAGUACCGCAUUGACAACAGUGUGGUGACUUGGGAAGAGUAUAACAACAAGAUGAAGACGCUGGGGAUCCUUGUCAAAGCUCGAAAUUUCUUGGUCUUUCAGGGUGAUGUGGAAUCCAUCGCUUCUAAAAAUCCCAAGGAACUUACGUCUCUCUUCGAGCAAAUCUCUGGCUCGGAGGAGCUCAAGAAAGACUACGAAGAAUUGGAAGAGCAGAAGACUCGGGCCGAGGAGAAAUCGGUGUUCACUUACCAGAAGAAACGGACAGUAGGAGCGGAAAGAAAGCAAAAGAAGGAACAAAAAGAAGAAGCUGAGAAGCAUCUUCGCUUGCAGUCCGAAUUGAAAACGUUGAAGACGGAAUACUACCUCUGGCAGAUGUUUAAUAUAGAGAAAGAUGUCGAACGGACCCAGGAGGAACUUGAUGCUGAGAAGGAGAAGCUAGAGGAAGUACUGAAGGAUCAAGAAGACGCAGAAAGCGGAGUGAGGGAGAAAAAGAAGGCCCAGGCCACGCUCACCAAGGAAGCGUUGCUCUUGGAGAAGAAAAUGACGAAGAAAAAGACGGAACUAGACAAAAAGCAUCCAGAGCGCCUGAAACUGAAGGAAGAAAUGAAUAGGAUCGCUCAGAAAAUCAAGUCGACAGAGAAGGACUUGGAGCGGAAGAAGGACGAGCAGAAGAAGCAGGGUAGAGAGAUUGCCAAGCUGAAUAAAGACCUUGAGGAUGUUACUGCAACCUUGAACGACUUGAACGAGCAGGGUGCUGAAGGCUCUGGAAAACUGCAACUUGCUGAGAACCAGAUCGAGGAGUAUCACCGAAUAAAGGAGGAAGCUGGUACAAAAACAGUGAAGCUGAAGCUUGACAAGGAGGUUCAUGAUAGGGAACAACAAGCAGAUUUAGAGGCUCAAAAGAACUGGGAAGAAAAUCUUCAGCAACUUUCAAGUCGUGACCAGCAACUUGCCUCUGAAGGACAAGUCUUGGACGGUCGCAUGAAACGGCUAAUAGAUUCCAUUGAGAAGAACAAACAGGAGCAUGCGCAGGUUGUGAAGGAACUUAGCCAGAUGCAGGAAAAAAAUCGAAAAGCCAGGACAAAGUAUGACAACCUCAAGGUUAAAAUUGACGAAGUUGAGGCGCAGCUACGGGAGUUGAAAGCCGAUAAGCGCGAAAGCGAGCGUGAUGCCAAACUUUCCGAGGCUGUCAGCAGUUUAAAGCGCCUCUUUGCUGGUGUGCGCGGUCGAAUGACCGACCUUUGCAGGCCUACGCAGAAGAAGUACAAUCUUGCUGUGACCGUGGCGAUGGGAAAAUUUAUGGACGCAGUUGUUGUGGAAGAUGAGAGCACGGGAAAGGAAUGCAUCAAGUAUUUGAAGGAGCAACGGUUGCCACCGCAGACUUUCAUUCCCCUGCAAUCUAUUCGGGUAAAGCCAGUUCAUGAAAAGCUUCGCGCUCUUGGGGGGACAGCGAAAUUGAUCUACGAUGUCAUCCAAUUUGACUCGUCACUUGAGAAGGCUGUUCUGUAUGCGGUCGCGAACACCCUUGUCUGUGACAAACUAGAUGAAGCUAAGGCUCUUUCUUGGGGUCAAGAACGCUACAAAGUGGUAACGCUGGAUGGUAUUUUGCUUUCAAAGGCGGGAACAAUGACCGGCGGCAUUACGGGUGGCAUGGAGGCAAGGUCUCAGAAAUGGGAUGACCGCGCGAUUGAGGGACUGAAGGAGAAGAAAGAACGCUAUGAGGCCGAGAUGGCUCAGCAUGGUUCAGUAAGGGAAAUGCAAAGCAAGGAAGCUGAAGCAACCGCUAAGAUCACUGGUUUUGAAAAAAAAAUUCAGUUUGCGGAUAUAGAGAAGAAAAACUUGGAAGACAAAAUCAAAAAGAUUGCCCAGGAACGUGAAACGAUCAGUAAAGAGGUUGAUCGGAUAAAGCCAGAACUUGAGAAGUUGCGAAAUGGGAUCUCAAAGAGGGCAAAGACAAUCGACAAUUUGGAGAAACGAGUAAAUGACAUAACCGAUAAAAUAUACAAAAGUUUUAGCGAAUCCGUCGGUGUUGCAAACAUCCGAGAGUACGAGGAAAAUCAGCUGCGGCAUGCUCAAGAGCUAGCGGAAAGAAGGCUAAGCUUGAGUAAUCAAAUAUCAAAGCUGAAAAAUCAGCUCGAGUAUGAACGAAGACGUGACACUGAAAGACCUGUGAAGAAGUCAACUAACAUGCUGUCCUCUUUACGUGACGAGCUUGUGAGAGUGCAAAAAGCAGAAUCGGAUUUGAAAGCAGCAAUGGAUCGCGAGGCUGAGCAGCUCGAAGCAAUGAAAGCUGAUCUCCAAGAAUUGAAGGCCAAGGUGGACGACAUUGAAAGCGAGAUACAAGAAAUGAAGAAGGGUAGCAGCGGUGCCACCGGAAACCUUGGCAAAAUAAAGCGUCAGAUCGCGGCUAAGGAAAAUCAUAUUGAACAGCUAAUGUCACGGAAGCAAGAAGUUUUGGAUAACUGUGAACUGGAUCAAAUUAGGCUUCCGGUAACGGAUGGCAUGGAUAUUGACGGUGCGGGAUCUUCCCAACAGGCUGCUGCAUCUUACGAUUAUUCGCAGCUAUCCAGAUCGCACCAGAAGGAUCUGAGACCUGCUGAAAAGGAGAAGCUAGAGACGGAAUUCAAGAGCAAGCUGGAGUCCAUCACAGCAGAGAUGGAAAGAACAGCACCAAAUUUGAAAGCUCUCGAUCAGUACGAGAGCUUGAAGGAAAAGGAGAAAGAGGCCGCUGAAGUGUAUGAACAAGCCAGGAAGGAGGCCAAGACCGUAGUCGACAAGUAUAACGCUGUAAAGCAGAAGAGGUAUGAAAGGUUCAUGGAUGCUUUCAACCAUAUCUCGACGAACAUUAACACGAUUUACAAGCAACUGACUCAAAGUAGCACACACCCGCUUGGCGGAACGGCGUACCUGAGCCUUGAGAACGAAGAUGAACCGUUUCUACACGGGAUAAAGUACACAGCAAUGCCCCCAACAAAGAGGUUUCGGGACAUGGAACAACUAUCAGGGGGUGAGAAGACCGUGGCCGCUCUUGCUUUGCUGUUUGCAAUCCACAGCUUCAGGCCAUCACCGUUUUUUGUGCUGGAUGAAGUGGAUGCUGCGCUCGAUAAUCUGAACGUGGCGAAAGUGGCUGCUUACAUCCGAGCAAAGUCCCGCGACGAUGCUGGCGGGGGCGACGCGUCGGGGAAGGGGAUUGGGUUCCAGAGCGUUGUCAUUUCGCUCAAGGACACUUUCUAUGACAAAGCCGACGCGCUGGUGGGAGUGUACAGGGACUCCGACAUGAGCUCCAAGACACUGACUUUCGACCUCACUCGAUACAGCGAGUAGAAAUCUGGCUGUACAGUUGUUUUGUAAGUUUUCCAUUAAGCAGCAACGAUCUAACGGCUUUCUCAUUGGCCCAGUUAAAGAAAGGAACGCAAAGAUUUCCCCACUAGAGAGGAAAUCCCCUCCCAUAUGA
This is a messenger RNA of Selaginella moellendorffii, 3861 nucleotides long. RefSeq names its product structural maintenance of chromosomes protein 1-like. Gene Ontology annotation, cellular component: nucleus; chromosome; cohesin complex. NCBI's taxonomy places the organism in Eukaryota, Viridiplantae, Streptophyta, Lycopodiopsida, Selaginellales, Selaginellaceae. Gene Ontology annotation, biological process: sister chromatid cohesion. The transcript is spliced from 19 exons. Bases 72 to 3731 code for a protein of 1219 amino acids. Gene Ontology annotation, molecular function: DNA binding; protein binding; ATP hydrolysis activity. The record is from RefSeq and is a predicted model, not a curated record.